This is a messenger RNA of Penaeus monodon (black tiger shrimp), 2456 nucleotides long. RefSeq lists its product as uncharacterized. The coding region runs from base 485 to 2185 and encodes 566 amino acids. NCBI's taxonomy places the organism in Eukaryota, Metazoa, Arthropoda, Malacostraca, Decapoda, Penaeidae. The record is from RefSeq and is a predicted model, not a curated record. The transcript has 4 exons.
CUCAACAAAAUGUAAACAACCUGAGAUUUGAAAACCUCUGAUGGACAGCAGGAAAACCUCGUAUUUUCGUUGUUCUAAGACGACUUCUGCAAUUUGUGCAACUAGCUUGUGAAUUCAUUGAAAUCUAAGCAUGCUGCCCUGAUUGUGAGACACGAAAUGUGCAUCUGUGGUUGCAUCCCAUAUUGACUGAGCAGCAGAAAUGUCUGCCGUACAUUGCUAUUUUUUCAAUCUAGAAAAGUAGAACCAUUAUAUCAGAUAUUUCUCAAGGAUCUAUCACUCUGAGUACGGUAUCAGCCUCUAUUACAUAACGCAAACAGUGAGCAAAGAUUGGAUGGAGCAUGGUGAUGAUUCCCAGGGCAGAGAAAAAGCAACUUUACUCGAGUCAUAGAAGGAUGAUGCGAGAUGGGGAAGGUCUGGAAUGAGAGGAACGUGAAAAGGAGAAGAAUACCAAUAGUGCGUGCCUUUAGGAAGAGGGGAUAGCAAUAUGAAAAAAUGUUGCACAGAUGGAGAUAGUAGGAGAAAGGUAGUGGAUAUGAAGACCGGGAAAACAGUUGUGCAGCAGUCAUACUCAGAGCCAGGUAUCAAGAGUGAAAAAAUGGAAUCUGUUCAAGGAGUGAAAAGCUUGAAAAGUGCCCUUGAGGAGAGGGGAAGGAGUGAGGAGUUUGGCCAGUGCCUUCUGUGUAAAGGGGCGGUGACUAGUGUGGAUGGAGUCUGCAUCGGAUUAGACUUUGAGCUUCCUUUCAGUGGACUGGAUCUUGUAUCCCUCUUGCAGUGUUAUAGUGUCUCUCUGUCAUUGCAAGAUUCUUUGCAAUUGCACAAAAGAACUGACCUCUGUAAGGAAUGCUAUGAGUUAGUGAUGAAAGGAGAUUCAGCAUAUAGUCAUGUAUAUUCUGUGGCCUCUAAGAUGAGUAGAUUAUGGUCAGGAAGGAUGUCUGAGUGUGUUACUUUCUCAUUAAAUGUUAAUAAUUCCAAGAAACUUACUUAUCACUGUAUUUAUUGUGAUGAAAAGUUUGAGGAUGAAUCUAAGUGGCAUUUUCAUAUGAAAAUCAACCAUAAAAUGAAUGUUAAUUUCCAGGAAAUCAAAAUAUCCAGUGAUGGAGAACAGGAAAAGAGUGAAUCACUUAGAACAUCAGUCUGUAAAUCUGACAAUAGCUUCACUUGCACUGCACGUUGUCAAAGUUUUAAAGAUCAAGGGACCUUCCUUACACACAAGAACGAAAGAGAUACAAGUUCAAUAGUAUCAGAAUCUGAAGCAGUGUGCAAAUCAGGAGUGAAUAGCCCCCUAGAUAUAAGCAACAAAGUAGGUUCUAACAUCCAUCAGCAGAAUGCACUGAAUUUGAAAACUGAUUCUAAAAGUCAGGAGAGAAAUAUGCUAGAGUAUCCGCCAUCUCUUAGACAUAUUUUCUGGGCCAAACAUGAAUUAAUGUUGCAGGAUAAGGAAGAUGAACUAAUAUUAUCAUAUUUACAAGGUAAUGUAAAUAUUGGGAGUAAUGUUCAUGGAGAUAAUGAACAAGCCGGUGAGAACGAGAAUGAACUGAGUGAUAAUAUUUUGAGAAAAAAUGCUACUAAUAAAAAGGUACACAUGCAGGUAAUUCCAAAAAAUAAGGAAAAAGGUGAAGGAAGCAGACAGUCAGAAGAAGGGGAUUUUAGAAGUGGAGUGACCAUCAAUUUGAAGUCCAGAGAGAGGGUAAGAACUAGCAGAAAACUUUUGACAUACAGGUUUAGUAAGAAGAAAAGUGAGACAGUUAUACAGGAGGAGGACCAUAAGAGAAAUUUUAAAAGGGUACAUGGCCAAUAUACUUACAAUAAACAACCAAAGAAAAUCACCAAGACCCUUGUUCAGCAAUACCCCAUCAACAGCAAGGGGAAGAAAUUAGACGGUUAUGAAAUACAGCAAAGUAAUUAUCACAGAAAACAGAAAUACCCUGAGACACGAGAUCUUUACAGAGUAACAGCAAGCCCUCAGAUUAAGGAAGAAAAUGACCAAUUACUGCCUCAGGAUGAAGAGACGCGAUCGGCAUGCGGAGAUGAUGGCAUGACCGAAACGGAUAUCCUGGGAGACGACGUGGAAACAAAUGUGAAUGUGCCAGAGGAAGGUGGAUGUGCUGUUGUGGAUAUUUAUAAUGGACCAGUGAAUCUAUGUGAUGUGAGUGAUGAUUUCCGGUGCAUCAUCAUUAAUGGGUAACGAUGUGUGCUUCCUUGACAUGUGUUUUGGAUUUCAGUGUAAUGCUUCUUAGUGGAAGAUGCUUCAAAAAUCAUUUUCCUAUCUGUACUGUAACCUAAUGUCUUAAAGAUUGAAAAAAUAUACAUUUUAUGAUUUGUGCAUUAUUUUUAUAGAAUAUAUAUGUAUUUUUUAUCUGGGAUAAUUUAUGAUAACCAAUACUCAUAUAAAAGAAUAUUAAUGCAAAUGAUAUAUUUAUUGGUAUUGACAGUGAAAUAAAAGUUGUUAGUGAUGA